UACAAUUUUUUUUUAAUGUUCAAUAUUAUUAUUUAUAACACCGAUGAAUUGAACAAGUCGUUUUUAGUUACGUUAUUAUUAUGUGAAUUUACCAACGGGAGUCGGGAAAUUGACUAUUUUCGGACGUAUUAGUGCGUAGUGUGCGUUGUAGAUGUGGUAGGUGGGCUGUCGGUGUAUACCAGGCUCAGAAAUUGCUUUACCGAUGGAGGAUCCGAUAGAUCCGACCGCAUUUGGCGACAUCAAGAGACCUGAUCAAGUUGUGACCAUGGCUGCCACUGAUAAUUUGAAGUUCGGUGUGCUUAUCGGACUCGUCGAGGUGGGCCAGGUCACCAACAAGGAGGUGGUGAACACCGUACUUCACUUGGUAAGUGUUUAAAAUUAACAAAUCAUCUAAAAGAGAAAUCACCAACUAUAUCUUAGGUAAUAAAAACAACAUUUUACUAUA
Molecule: messenger RNA, 445 nt
Organism: Diuraphis noxia (Russian wheat aphid)
Lineage: Eukaryota; Metazoa; Arthropoda; Insecta; Hemiptera; Aphididae
Gene: rg
Product: A kinase anchor protein rugose
Biological process (GO): intracellular protein localization
Cellular component (GO): cytosol; membrane
Molecular function (GO): protein kinase binding
Source: RefSeq, a predicted model, not a curated record